UUGCCCCGCCGGCUGGGCCCCCAGCGAUCCGCCAAGGGCCAAGUCCAGGUCAUUCAGGAUCUGUGGUCCGUCUUCUUAGCACAUUUCCGGAGAGGGAAGGCUAGGAGCUCCGGAGGAAAAACGGACUUUUUUUGAGGAGGAAAAGCGGAGGCAGACGGUGGAAGACAAGGCGCUCCGCAACCGCCGAUUUUCGCGCGCUUUGGCGCAGGUGGUUGUGGGUAGCUCGUCCGAGAGAGAGAAAGAAGUUGGGGGCCGUGGCGCGCCGCCCGUGGGGACUGAAAGGAUGUUCGAGGACGAGCCCCACGCCGAGGGGGCGGCGGUGGUCGCCGCAGCCGGGGAGGCGCUACAGGCGCUGUGCCAGGAGCUGAAUCUGGACGAAGGGAGCGCGGCCGAAGCCCUGGACGACUUCACCGCCAUCCGAGGCAACUACAGCCUAGAGGGAGAAGUUACACACUGGUUGGCAUGUUCAUUAUAUGUUGCAUGCCGCAAAAGCGUUAUUCCCACAGUUGGAAAGGGUAUCAUGGAAGGCAACUGUGUUUCACUCACAAGAAUACUACGUUCAGCUAAAUUAAGUUUAAUACAGUUUUUUAGUAAAAUGAAGAAAUGGAUGGACAUGUCAAACCUACCACAAGAAUUUCGUGAACGUAUAGAAAGGCUAGAGCGAAAUUUUGAGGUGUCUACUGUAAUUUUCAAAAAAUUUCAGCCAAUUUUUUUAGACAUAUUUCAAAAUCCGUAUGAAAAACCACCAAAGUUACGAAGCAGGAAGCAGAGGAGGAUUCCUUGCAGUGUUAAGGAUCUGUUUAAUUUCUGUUGGACACUCUUUGUUUAUACUAAGGGUAAUUUUCGGAUGAUUGGGGAUGACUUAGUAAACUCUUAUCAUUUACUUCUGUGCUGCUUGGAUCUGAUUUUUGCCAAUGCCAUUAUGUGCCCAAAUAGACAAGACUUGCUAAAUCCAUCAUUUAAAGGUUUACCAUCUGACUUUCAUAGUGCUGACUUUAGGGCUUCUGAGGAGCCACCCUGCAUCAUUGCUGUACUAUGUGAACUGCAUGAUGGACUUCUAGUAGAAGCAAAAGGAAUAAAGGAGCACUACUUUAAGCCGUAUAUUUCAAAACUCUUUGACAGGAAGAUACUAAAAGGAGAAUGCCUCCUGGACCUUUCAAGUUUUACUGAUAAUAGCAAAGCAGUGAAUAAAGAGUAUGAAGAGUAUGUUCUAACUGUUGGUGAUUUUGAUGAGAGGAUCUUUUUGGGAGCAGAUGCAGAAGAGGAAAUUGGAACUCCUCGAAAGUUCACUGGUGACACCUCACUAGGGAAAAUGGCAGCACAGGCUAAUGUGGAGUAUAACCUUCAACAACACUUUGAAAAAAAAAGAUCAUUUGCACCUUCUACCCCACUGACAGGACGGAGAUAUUUACGAGAAAAAGAAGCACUCAUUACUCCUGUUGCAUCAGCCACCCAAAGUGUGAGCCGGUUACAGAGUAUUGUGGCUGGUCUGAAAAAUGCACCAAGUGAACAACUUCUAAAUAUUUUUGAAUCUUGUGUGCGUAAUCCUAUGGAAAACAUUAUGAAAAUAUUAAAAGGAAUAGGAGAAACUUUCUGCCAACACUAUACUCAAUCAACAGAUGAACAGCCAGGAUCUCACAUAGACUUUGCUGUAAACAGACUAAAGCUGGCCGAAAUUUUGUAUUAUAAAAUAUUAGAGACUAUAAUGGUUCAGGAAACACGAAGACUUCAUGGAAUGGACAUGUCAGUUCUUUUAGAGCAGGAUAUAUUUCAUCGUUCCUUGAUGGCUUGUUGUUUGGAAAUUGUGCUCUUUGCCUAUAGCUCACCUCGUACUUUUCCUUGGAUUAUUGAAAUUCUCAACUUGCAACCAUUUUACUUUUAUAAGGUUAUUGAGGUGGUGAUCCGCUCAGAAGAAGGGCUCUCAAGGGACAUGGUGAAACACCUGAACAGCAUUGAAGAACAGAUUUUGGAGAGUUUAGCAUGGAGUCACAAUUCUGCACUGUGGGAGGCUCUCCAGGUUUCUACAAACAAAGUUCCUACGUGUGAAGAAGUUAUAUUCCCAAAUAACUUUGAAACAGGAAAUGGAGGAAAUGUACAGAGACAUCUUCCCAUGAUGCCAAUGUCUCCUCUAGUGCAUCCAAGAGUCAAGGAAGUUCGAACUGACAGUGGGAGUCUUCGAAGAGAUAUGCAACCAUUGUCGCCAAUUCCUGUCCAUGAACGCUACAGUUCUCCUACUGCAGGGAGCGCUAAGAGAAGACUCUUUGGCGAAGACCCCCCAAAGGAAAUGCUUAUGGACAAGAUCAUAACAGAAGGAAAAAAAUUGAAAAUCGCUCCUUCUUCAAGCAUUGCCGCUGAAAAUAUAUCAAUUUUACCUGGUCAGACUCUUCUAACAAUGGCCCCAGGCCCAGUAACAGGAACAGCAGGACAUAAAGUUACAGUUCCAUUACAUGGUGUUGCAAAUGAUGCUGGAGAGAUCAUGCUGAUACCUAUUUCCAUGAAUACAAAUCAAGAUUCCAAAGUCAAGAGUCCUGUAUCACUUACUGCUCAUUCAUUAAUUGGUGCUUCUCCAAAACAGACCAAUCUGACUAAAGCACAAGAGGUACAUCCAACUGGAAUAAGCAAACCAAAGAGAACUGGGUCCUUAGCACUAUUUUACAGAAAGGUCUAUCAUUUGGCAAGUGUACGCUUACGUGAUCUAUGUCUAAAACUGGAUGUUUCAAAUGAGUUGCGAAGGAAGAUAUGGACGUGUUUUGAAUUCACUUUAGUUCACUGCCCUGAUCUAAUGAAAGACAGGCAUUUGGAUCAGCUCCUCCUUUGUGCCUUUUAUAUCAUGGCAAAGGUAACAAAAGAAGAAAGAACUUUUCAAGAAAUUAUGAAAAGUUAUAGGAAUCAGCCCCAAGCUAACAGUCAUGUGUAUAGAAGUGUUCUGCUGAAAAGUAUUCCAAGAGAAGUUGUGGCAUAUAAUAAAAAUAUAAAUGAUGACUUUGAAAUGAUAGAUUGUGACUUGGAAGAUGCUGCAAAAACACCUGACUGUUCCAAUGGAUCAGUGAAAGAGGAAAGAGGUGAUCUUAUAAAAUUUUACAAUACAAUAUAUGUAGGAAGAGUGAAGUCAUUUGCACUGAAAUACGACUUGUCGAAUCAGGACCAUGUGAUGGAUGUUCCACCACUCUCUCCUUUUCCUCAUAUUAAACAACAGCCAGGCUCGCCGCGCCGCAUUUCCCAACAGCACUCCAUUUAUGUUUCCCCUCACAAGAAUGGGUCAGGCCUUACACCAAGAAGUGCUCUGCUGUACAAGUUCAAUGGUAGCCCUUCUAAGAGUUUGAAAGAUAUCAACAACAUGAUAAGGCAAGGUGAGCAGAGAACCAAGAAGCGAGCAAUAGCCAUCGAUAGUGAUGCAGAAUCCCCUGCCAAACGUGCCUGUCAAGAAAAUGAUGAUGUUUUACUGAAACGACUACAGAAUGUUGUCAGUGAGAGAGCAAGUCAUUAAUGUUGUUGUUUCUGUGAUAAAAGCACUUUCAGAUCAUUCUGCAGAAAGUUGGAGCUCUGUCCUUCAAACCUUUUUGGCCCUAUAGAUGGUAAAUAUCACUGGGUUAUAAGAAAAAAUUGCACAAAAAUUAUGUGCUUUUAAUACCCAAAAUGUGGUUGACAGAGAUGUAUUUUAAGUUGGAUUGGAAAGGAAUAUUUUAAGUGCCUUUUAAAAAUAUUAAUAGUCAAGGAAUUUUUUUUUUAAUGUGUGCUCCUUGGGUUAGUUUUCAAGAUGAAAUAAGGAGAAACCCUGUAACUUUUUAGCUCUCUUUUAAAAAUAAAUGUCUCCUUCUUCUGAGCUUUGUAAUAUGAGGAUAAAUAAUCUACUUUUGGUAAGCAUGCUUUCAGAUAUUUGUAUUCUCAAUUUAAUUGAAGGAGAGGGUUGGUUCCCAGAGUACCUGAGCCAGAGGGUGAUGUACCAGCCUGUCUCUGGCCCACUGUGGUAAUUACACAUCCAGGUGCCACCACCAUUCAGGGUUGUCUCACCCCUUCUCAUGCCUUUUCUCUCCUUGAGCAAAAGCAGAUUUGCACCUGAGCCCCAGUGCUACCCUUAUCCUUGCUUUUAAGCCCUAAGCCAUAUUAGCCUGAUGUUACAAACCAAAAAAUGGGCUACUUUUUCUUUUGUAAACUAUCAUUUUGGUUUCUGUGGCAUUAACUUAAUCAUGCAUGAUCGCGUUAACUCAUGUAGUUCUCAAAAUUGGCAGCUGCUUCUCAACCCAGUAGAAUAAAAUUCAGUUAGUUAUUAAAAGCUAAAUUUCCUGUUAGUAAGGUAACAUCUUGAUGAUGUAUGGUAUACUAUUUUUCACAUCGUACUAUCAGUCAUGUCUAAUUGAGUCCCUAAGAAUAUUUGAAAACGUUUAAAAAACCACAUAAAUAUCAUCUCAUGCCUCAUAAUUCUAAUAUAUUGAAUACAUCAGUAAAACAGCUGAUUAUUACUUCCCCCAACUUUGUUCUCAGUAUUAUUAGUGCAUCAUGAGUUUCCUGCUAGUGUUUGACCACUGGGUACUCCCGAAGAUGUUUUCCAGUACUAGGGAUGCAGCUUUCCAAAAUAUCACCUCUUUAACAUUUACUUUUUCUAAUAUGUGUCCAGAAUCCAGAGGGUAUGGAUAAGCCAUUCAUAGUUUAUUUUGAGAACUUUUAUCAAAUCUUUAUGUUUCUAACUGCAAACCUUAAUUUUUGAAAGGCACAAUGUUUAACUCACCUGUUUUUAACCAGGCUAAUUUAAAAUAGUCUAAGAUUUGGCUGUCACUAAUUAGUAUUCUCAAGAAUUUUAUUUUUCUAUUUUUAAGAAGAAAAGGGAUUUUGGUCACAUUUUGCUUGUAAAUGAAAAUUACAUCCUCAUUCUUUGUGUAGUAUCUACACAUUGUUAUAAGCCAAAUAACAAAAUCUGUCUUGAAUCCUUGUACAUAUUUGUAUGUCGCCAUAACUGUUGUAUCAUUUUUAUCUUCAUUAUUAUGCAAAAUGUAAAUGAGCAUUUGUACAUUGACUGUAUAAGAAACCCUGGGCUGGGUGCUGUGGCUCAUGCCUAUAAUCCCAAUACUUGGGAGACCAAGGGAGGAGGAUUGCUUCAGUCCAGGAGUUCAAGACCAACUUGGGCAACAUAGUGAGCCCUCAUCUGUACAGAAAAAUUUAAAAAUUAGUUGGGCAUGGUGGCAUGUGCCUGUAGUCCCAGCUACUCAGGAGAUUGACAGGAGAGGAUCACUUGAGGCCAGGAGAUUGAGGCUGUAGUGAGCUGUGAUUACACCACUACACUCCAUCCUAGGUGAGAGGGUGAGACCCUGUCUCAGAAAAGAAAAAAAAAAGAAAUUCUGGACAUGUUUUACCAUUUUCAGGACUUGCUAUCAAUGUACAUAAAAUGGCUAAUAAAAAUUGGAAUUGAGAUUAUUGAAAAAAA
Molecule: messenger RNA, 5419 nt
Organism: Callithrix jacchus (white-tufted-ear marmoset)
Lineage: Eukaryota; Metazoa; Chordata; Mammalia; Primates; Cebidae
Gene: RBL1
Product: RB transcriptional corepressor like 1
Biological process (GO): cell differentiation; negative regulation of G1/S transition of mitotic cell cycle; regulation of transcription by RNA polymerase II
Cellular component (GO): transcription regulator complex; chromatin; nucleus
Molecular function (GO): RNA polymerase II transcription regulatory region sequence-specific DNA binding
Source: RefSeq, a predicted model, not a curated record